Eurytemora carolleeae is the source of this 3296-nucleotide messenger RNA. RefSeq names its product A disintegrin and metalloproteinase with thrombospondin motifs 18. NCBI's taxonomy places the organism in Eukaryota, Metazoa, Arthropoda, Copepoda, Calanoida, Temoridae. Gene Ontology annotation, molecular function: metalloendopeptidase activity. The transcript is spliced from 21 exons. The coding region runs from base 278 to 2704 and encodes 808 amino acids. The record is from RefSeq and is a predicted model, not a curated record. Gene Ontology annotation, biological process: proteolysis.
UCAGAUAACGAGCUGUGAUAUAGAUGGUAGAUGUUUAAAAGUGAAAUGUGACAUGUUACAAGACCCUAUUCUAGUUCUGCAGGGACCAAAGGGGGGACCAAGGGGCCACCCGCCCCGCCCCGCCACGGGCACCAGUACACCAGUACAAUACGAGGCAGGAAGGUGCAGUACUGUACACGGAACUCAAGAAAACGACGACAUUAAAGGAUUCAACGAGAAGUUGGAAAACAAAGACGAUUCCUUCAAUAUUCUGGAUUUUUACUAACAUAGGUAAGCGAUGUGGACAACUGGUCAGGGCUGGAGGCGUGGCAGAAUAUUAGGGCGUGGCAGUUUGUUACAAAUUGCCCUCCUACUUCUUCUUCACAACAUCAGAGCAGACAACAGUCGACAACAAAAGAUUCAUGAGUUGAUGAGCAAAGAGGAGUUGGCCAGUGUUUUUCAAGUCACAGAGCAUCACUUAGUGCCUGAAUAUGAGGUGGUUCAUGUUCACUCAAGAAAACAGAAAAGAGACACUGAUCCAGUUCAUCAGGUCUCACUCCGUGUAUUUGGUCGGGACCUGGAGCUUGAGCUGAGACGAAACCUGAACCUCGUUCCGGAGAACAGAAACCUCGACCUCUUCUUCGCAGAGAACGACAAGGACGACAUCAGCUACGUCAUCGACGAUCAGAUUGAAUCAGCUGAUUUGGGUUCCGUUUAUCAGGAUGUCAGAACACAAGCAGCACUCCUCCUUUAUAAACAAGAGGCAGGAGAACAGCAUUAUAUGGACGGGACAAUUGGUGAUGAUCUUGUCGUGAAACCAGCACCACCUAGCGUUAAAAACUACAUGUACAACUCACCACUAACGUCAGAGCCUCCCUCUCAUUGGUCCAAUCAUGACGAGAAGACCUCCCAUUGGUCAGACCCAGAUAUUCAUUCAGAUAGAAAUAUUUCCAAACCAAAUUACCUAGAAGAAGAGGAAGAAGACCUACCUGAAGAUUAUGCUUUCUUAGAUGAGGAUGAUGACGUGAAGGCCUACAACAGACUGGACCGAAGAUUUCGGCGGGAUGUCAGCUGUUCCACGUGCAUAAAAACCGGUUUACACAUAGUGUACAAGAGGAAGGAUGAUGAAAAACAUCUGGGGGAUUACGAAAUAAUGGAGACGGAUGAGGACGAAAAACCAGAAACAUUUUCAACCCCAGAGAAUAAAACUCAUUCAAGGAAGAAGCGUCAAGCUCCGUUCAUGAUUUUUCCGGAAAUUCUGGUCAUCGUGGACUACGAUGGAUACAGGCUGCACGGUGAAGACAAUAUUGCUAUUAAACGCUAUGUUAUUUCCUUCUGGAAUGGUGUAGACCUGAGAUAUAAACUGCUGCAGGGACCUAGUGUUAAAAUAUCUAUAGCUGGGAUAAUUAUAUCCAGGGGUCGAGAUGCUACUCCGUAUCUCGAGCGGAAUCGAGUUGGCCGGGAUGCGAUUGAUGCCGCGUCUGCGCUCACGGAUAUGGGGAAAUAUCUGUUCUUAGAACGUCGUCUUCCUGUUUACGAUAUUGCAGUCGCCAUUACAAAACUUGACAUGUGCAGGCGGAAGACCCGGCACGGUGACUGUAACCGAGGAACAGCUGGGUUUGCCUACGUGGGUGGAGCCUGUGUUGUUAACAAGAGAUUAGAGAAGGUGAACAGUGUAGCUAUAGUGGAGGAUACAGGGGGAUUCUCAGGAAUUAUUGUUGCAGCUCAUGAACUUGGACACUUACUUGGAGCUGUUCAUGAUGGUUCUCCUCCCCCCUCCUACCUAGGAGGUCCAGGAGCUGUUAAAUGCAGAUGGGAGGAUGGUUACAUCAUGAGUGAUCUCCGUCACACCAGUAAAGGGUUUAAGUGGAGCUACUGCACGGUCAAUCAAUUCCAUCAUUUUCUCAAUGGAGAAACUGCCACCUGCAUGUACAAUUCCCCUCACGAAGAUGAAAGCCUGCCACGUGUUCUCCCGGGAAAACUGCUUUCUCUUGAUGCACAAUGCCGCAAGGAUCGAGGAACAUCUGCCUGUUUUAAAGACGACCGCGUGUGCGCUCAGUUGUUCUGUUUUGAUGCCGGGUCUGGAUACUGUGUAUCAUAUCGACCUGCAGCAGAAGGUUCACGCUGUGGUGACAAUCAGAUGUGUUUGAACGGCAAAUGUAUAUCUGAAAAUGAGAACGCAAUCGACUACGGAGAUGCCUUCCUCCGAAGAACUGGAACAGCAAUUAGUACAACCUUUGAGGAAGUGCCUGACAAGCAUAGGAUUGACUGGGAUCUUCCUUCCUCCCAACCUUCUCCUACUCCUCCCUCCUAUCCUACUCCUACCCCUCCAACCCCUCCUCAAUCCACUACAUUGCCAUGGUGGAGACGUCUUCAGUUGAAACUGAUGGAUCGACAAGCGGAGUUAUCUUCAACGUCUUCAACAACAACCACAGCAUCAAUAAUAGUUUCAACAACUACAACUACAACAGCUCCUCCACCAACUACUACAACGAAAUCUUCUGUUGAGGAAAAAGAACUAGAGGAAAGGGUCGAUGAUGAUGAAUUAAAUGAAUUAGAUCUGUUAGAGGAAGGAUGUGAGGAUCGAAUAACAAAUAUUGCUGGUAGUCUCUCUUGUAAAGCAUUUUUAAGAAGUUUUGCGUAUCAGUAUUGUAAGCAUAAAUAUAUAGAAAAGAACUGUUGUUCCUCACAUAAACGUUUUUGUUCUGGCUCUACUCACGGAUAGGCUGAUGGACUCAUAAAACUGACAGAGAAGAACUCUUAAAACUUGUCUAAAUCGACUCACAAAACAUACUGUUGUAAAUCAAAUUGUUAAAUUGGCACAGAUAAAAUCAUAAGAAACAAUAUCUACAAACUCAAAAAAUCAACAAAUAGAACUCAUGUGUUCUAAGGUUUCAAAGACCGUGAAUCAUAAAAUGGACUCAUAAAACCAAUCAUAAAAUGGCUCAUAAAACCAAUCAUUGGAUAUAAUACACAGAAAACAAGGACUCAUAAAACUGUAAAUUUCACAUUAAAGACCCGUAUUUUUGCCAGCCUUCCCUGAGAGUAAUUUUGGAAGCAAAAUUUGGUGCCAAACCCCCGUCAUUUACCAAUGGCAUUAUUUGAACCUGUGAAAUUGAAAUAAUAAAAAAAAAACAUUUUAAGAACACAACGCAUUAUCAAGUGAUGAAACAAAUCGUGAAUUAUUUAGUAACUUUUUAUGAACCAUGUUUAUCUCGUAUAUAUAUAUAUGUAAAUCGUGCUUGUUGGCAAAUCGCAAUGUAAAUGUUAGAUAUUUUGUGAUUUUAAACCAGUUAAAUAAAAACCUAUUUUUGUUA